AUGAAAAAGGCUCUGAAGAGUUCCUCUGAGGAACAAAAGUCAAGAGAUGAGGCUCGCAAGAAACUACUGGAGGAAAGAUGUAAGGCAAUGAAGGCGGCAAUGAAAGCUAAACAAGGUCAGCCUGAUGCAAAUGGCAGCACAGAUGGAGUGGAAAUUCUUGUGGCAGAAGAAAAAAUAACCUAUUUGCAGGAGAAUUUAACAGGUGAAAAGGAGGACGAAUGGACAAAGAGCAAUGAAGGUGGCCCAGCUAAUGAGAAAGUAAAGAAAAUGGAAAAACAAAAGGAAGGCCACCAUUUCUUACAGUUAGUUGACAAAGAGGUUUCUGAAUUACAAGGCCUCACAUAUAAUGCUGAAUCUGACCUGGAAACCUUUAAACCAGAGAUGAGUGAGGAGGUACAAGGAAAGGUCCUAGCAGCCACAGGGAAAGCCCGCCUCCUCAUCGCUCAGAAGGUGGAACAGUUUAGAGGUCUAUGUCAACAAAAUAUUGAUGGGCCCAAAGGUGAAGAACCCACAAUAAUGGCUGCAGAUCUAGAAGGCUUUUGGGACAUGGUAUCAAUUCAGGUGGAUAAUGUGCACCACCUUUUCAAAGAGGUCAGUGUUCUAAAAACUAAUGGAUGGAAAGAGGAUCUAAUUACACAGACCAGUAAUAAUGUCACCAAAGGCCCUAUGAAGAAGAAACCAGUGAAAGUUAUGAAAAAAGCUAUGAAGAGUUCCACUGAGGAACAAAAGUCAAGAGACGAAGCCCGCAAGAAGCUAUUGGAGGAGAGACGUAAGGCAAUGAAGGAGGCAAUGAAAGCUAAACAAGGUCAGCCUGAUGCAAAUGGCAGCAUAGAUGGAGUGGAAAUACUUGUGGCAGAAGAGAAAAUAACCCAAAUGCAGAAGAAUUCACCAGGUGAAAAGGAGGACGAAAGUACAAAGAGCGAUGAAGGUGGCCCAGUUAAUGAGAAAGUAAAGGAAAUGGAAAAACAAAAGGAAGGCCACCAUUUCUUACAGUUAGUUGACAAAGAGGUUUCUGAAUUACAAGGCAUCAUAUAUAAAGCUGAAUCUGACCUGGAAACCUUUAAACCAGAGAUGAGCGAGGAGGUACAAGGAAAGGUCCUUGCAGCAACAGGAAAGGCGCGUCUACUUAUCUCGCAGAAGGUCGAACAGUUCAGAGGCCUAUGUCAACAAAAUAUUGAUGGGCCCAAAGGUGAUGAACCUGCUAUAAUAGCUGAGGAUCUGGCUGGAUUUUGGGACAUGGUAUCCAUUCAGGUGGAUGAAGUUCAUGGGCUUUUCAAAGAAAUUGGUGAUCUUAAAACUAAUGGAUGGAAACAGGACGAAAAUACACAGAUCACAAAUAAUGUCACCAAAGGCCCUGCAAAGAGAAAACCAGCAAAAGUUAUGAACAAAACAAUGAAGAGUUCCACUGAGGAACAAAAGUCAAGAGAUAAGGCCCGCAAGAAACUACUGGAGGAGAGACGUAAGGCAAUGAAGGCGGCAAUGAAAGCAAAACAAGGUCAGCCUGAUGCAAAUGGCAGCACAGAUGGAGUGGAAAUUCUUGUGGCAGAAGAGAAAAUAUCCCAAGUGCAGAAGAAUUCACCAGGUGAAAAGGAGGACAAAAGUACAAAGAGCGAUGAAGGUGGCCCAGUUAAUGAGAAAGUAAAGGAAAUGGAAAAACAAAAGGAAGGCCACCAUUUCUUACAGUUAGUUGACAAAGAGGUUUCUGAAUUACAAGGCAUCAUAUAUAAAGCUGAAUCUGACCUGGAAACCUUUAAACCAGAGAUGAGCGAGGAGGUACAAGGAAAGGUCCUUGCAGCAACAGGAAAGGCACGCCUCCUUAUCUAG
Molecule: messenger RNA, 1824 nt
Organism: Macrobrachium nipponense
Lineage: Eukaryota; Metazoa; Arthropoda; Malacostraca; Decapoda; Palaemonidae
Product: disks large-associated protein 5-like
Exons: 1
Coding region: 1-1824 (607 amino acids)
Biological process (GO): signaling
Cellular component (GO): postsynaptic specialization; glutamatergic synapse
Molecular function (GO): molecular adaptor activity
Source: RefSeq, a predicted model, not a curated record